Messenger RNA from Culicoides brevitarsis, 1693 nucleotides. Its product is annotated as transmembrane protein 64. Lineage: Eukaryota; Metazoa; Arthropoda; Insecta; Diptera; Ceratopogonidae. The transcript has 4 exons. Gene Ontology annotation, cellular component: endoplasmic reticulum. Gene Ontology annotation, biological process: regulation of cytosolic calcium ion concentration. The record is from RefSeq and is a predicted model, not a curated record. Bases 243 to 1097 code for a protein of 284 amino acids.
ACACUUCAUCAAAAAUUCAAUUGUAAACAUUGCCAGUUUGCUGUUUUUUAGCAAUUUCUUCCAUAAUUUUUAGUUAUUAGUAAUGCGAAUUUUGUGAUAAAUGAUACAAAGACAUUCAAAUCCGUGAGCCAGAGAAGAAACUGUCCAAAAAUUCAGAAAGUAGGUAGAAUGACAAAUUGAAGCCAAUUCAGCAGUGUAAAUGAUGUUAAUUGAUUGAACGAACGAGAGGGGAUCGUUGCAACAUGGAAAUCAAGAGACUUGAGGAUGGGUGCAUCGUGUUCUCGUCUCCGUCAAAUGUCUCACCAAAAUUAUCGCCUUCCAAUUACGCAAAAGGAUAUUGCAUACGGAUCCAUAAAUGUGUGACAAAUACGCCGUUUUUCAAUUUCUUUAUUCCCUUUAUUCUGAUCAUUUGUUGCAUGAUUGCCUUACUUACCUUCAAGGAAUAUGCCAAGGCGACUCUCUUCUGGAUCGAAAGACAAAAUUCCAUUGUGAUUUUCGUAGUUCUCGUAGCGCUCUUUACUGUAGUUAGUUUUCCCAUUGUCGUCGGAUACCUUUUGCUCAUCAUUUCCAGCGGCUAUUUGCUGGGCAUGACAACGGGACUUCUUGCGGUUGUGCUCGGAGCCAACCUUGGAGUCUUCAUUGCGCAUAAUGUGAUUAAAGCAUUCCACGGAAUCUAUCCCGUACACAGAUUUAUUAAGAACGAGACUGGUCGCGCGAUUUUGCGAGUGAUUUCAGGCACGAGACAAUUCAAAAUUGUGCUUUUUUGUCGAUUGACCCCGAUUCCGUUUGGCCUACAGAACACCAUUUUCGGCAUAAGUUCCGUGAAAAGUCGCAAUUAUCACACAGCAACGUUGCUGGGACUCUUGCCGGCACAAAUAAUCAACGUCUACUUCGGGACGAAACUCAAGUACAUUCAUGACGUGUUCAAUGAUCAUCACACGCAACUCGCGUCAUACGGCGUUUUCGUCAUGGAAGUGUUAAUUGGUGUCGGGUUGAUGUUGUGGAUUGUACACAAAGCGCGACACGAGUUGUCGAAUGCACUGAUAAGCAACAAAGAAGUCGAUGAAAGUUUACUGAUAGAGGUUUCGACGUCCUAGCAUUCGGAGAUCGGUGUUGGUGAUGGCAAAAAUUUACAAGACGAUGACGAUGAUGAAGUUGUCUUUAAUCUCCUUGCGGAACAACAAAAAAUCCCGCCAACACUCGAAUGUGAUCCGAUUGUGAGUCUGUAAGUGAAAAAAAAAAUCAUGUAAAUACUUUGAAAGCAAUUGUAUAUUUACGAAAAGAGCCACAUGUGCUCAAGCUAAACUCAAAAAAUGGAAAUUUUUUUCAUAAAACGAACCAAAAUAUUUAUUUAUUUACAUUACAUCUACUUAAUCUUUGUUCCAGUAAGCAUUUAAAUUUUAUUUUUAAACAUGUGUUCGAAAACAUUUUUAAUUUUAUCUCGAAAGUAUGAGAUAAGAGUCUCGAAUACAUUCUUUUUUUAUUUUAUAAAAUAAAAAAAUGUCGAAACUAUUUUUAGAAAUUUUCGUUUAUCAAUUUGCCAUUUUUGUGGUGCCUAAGUUUUUUUGUCUUUUAGUCUUCCUUGAAUAAUUUUAAAAAAAAUAUAAUUUAAAAGGAAUGUCAAUUUCCAAGUCAAUUAAAAUAAAUAAUUUUAUCAAAUAAAAUAUUCCUCGGGCAUUAGCAUGACCAAUAU